This is a messenger RNA of Pseudomassariella vexata, 1530 nucleotides long. Its product is annotated as pyridine nucleotide-disulfide oxidoreductase-domain-containing protein. The transcript has 3 exons. Lineage: Eukaryota; Fungi; Ascomycota; Sordariomycetes; Amphisphaeriales; Pseudomassariaceae. The coding region runs from base 1 to 1530 and encodes 509 amino acids. The record is from RefSeq and is a predicted model, not a curated record. Gene Ontology annotation, molecular function: NADH dehydrogenase activity.
AUGACAAUAACAUCGGGGCGCUUAGCGGCGGCUGCAGGCCGACGACAUGUCGGCAAUGCACUCGUUCCAUCUGGACUAUACAACUCGGGUAUCGCUGCUCAACCACGUGGCUCGGAUCUUGGUGGGGUCCGUUUGGCAAGCACGACCCCAGUCGGUGAUGCCAAACCCAACAAAAAACAGCGAGUUGUCGUAUUGGGGUCAGGCUGGGCCGGAUACGGGUUUGCACGAAUGCUAGACCCGAAGAAAUUCGAGCGCAUUGUGAUAUCGCCGCGCUCGUACUUCGUCUUUACGCCGUUACUCGCCGGUACCGCCGUCGGGACGCUCGAGUUCCGCGCUGUGUUGGAAUCGGUCAGGCGACUGGGUCUCGACAAAUUCCAUCAAGGGUGGGCUGACGAUAUCGACUUCGCGCGUAAGACGAUUCGCGUCGAAGCUAACACGUCGGAUGACCUGGCUUCGCGCACGCAGACGACGGCCGUCACGUCUUCGGACCUGCAGGGCAGAGAGGGGGAUAUGUUUGAUGUGGCGUACGACAAGCUCAUCAUUGCCGUGGGAUCGUACGCGCAGACCUUCGGCAUCGAAGGCGUGAAAGAAUACGCCAAUUUUCUCCGUGAUAUCGGCGAUGCUCGCAAGAUUCGACUCAAGGUGUUGCAGUGUUUCGAGAAGGCUGCGCUCCCUACUACGUCGAAAGCGGACAGGAAGAAACUGCUUCAUUUUGCCGUGGUAGGAGGUGGGCCGACGGGGAUCGAGUUCGCCGCUGAGUUGCACGAUCUGAUUCGCGAUGACAUCCGUAAUCUCUAUCCCGAGCUGAUGGAAUCGGUGGCCAUCACGGUUUACGACAUCGCGCCCAAGGUCCUGCCCAUGUUCGAUCAGACACUGGCCAACUACGCCAUGGAGACGUUCCGCAGGGAGGGCAUUGCGGUCAAGACGGAGCAUCACCUUACAAGGAUCAGACGGGAUGAGAGCUGCGAAGGCUGCUUGACCCUCAACAUCAAAGAGUACGGAAACAAAGAGGUCCACGCCGGCAUUGUGGUGUGGAGCACUGGACUGAUGCAAAACCCUCUGAUACAGAAGAUGGGCGACAAAGCAUUCUCGCCGUCCGAUUUUGAAGGACAAGGGGAUCAACCACCUGUCAAGGUCAAACUGCAAAGGGACUGGCAAACCGGCAGUGUAUUGACGGAUUCCCACCUUCAGGUCCGCGUAGUUCCCAACGAAACCCGAGCAGACCAAGUCCUGACCACGGAAUCCACCGCCCUUCCCGAUGUUUACGCCAUCGGCGACUGUUCCAUUAUCCAUGGGCUCAGCCUACCCGCCACGGCCCAAGUAGCCAGCCAAAAGGCAACUCAUCUGGCCAAGCGUCUCAACCAGGGGGAUGUUGACAUGAGCCAGACGGAUGACCUCAAGGGCUGGGCGGCGUGGGUUCUCUGGCGCACGGCGUAUUUGACGAAGAGCAUGAGCGUGAGGAAUAAGAUUAUGGUGCCGGUUUACUGGGCCAUGUCGUGGCUGUUUGGUCGCGAUAUUGCUAGGUUUUAG